Bactrocera tryoni is the source of this 733-nucleotide messenger RNA. RefSeq names its product density-regulated protein homolog (gene DENR). The transcript is spliced from 3 exons. Gene Ontology annotation, molecular function: translation initiation factor activity; mRNA binding. The record is from RefSeq and is a predicted model, not a curated record. Gene Ontology annotation, biological process: translation reinitiation; formation of translation preinitiation complex. The coding region runs from base 96 to 659 and encodes 187 amino acids. Lineage: Eukaryota; Metazoa; Arthropoda; Insecta; Diptera; Tephritidae.
AUCAGCUGUGACGCGUUCACACUCAAUUCACACAUUUCUAGAUUGAUAUAUUAAAAUAAAUUAUAUUGAUUUAAAAGUUCUAAAAACUCUUUAAAAUGGCAGCAGAAACAGCAGCAAUAAAUCCAGCAGAGCGUUUAAAGUUAGGACCACGAGAGGGCGUGACAUACCCUUUGGUGGUGCAAUAUUGUGGCAACUGCACAAUGCCACUCGAAUACUGUGAAUACUAUCCCGAAUUCGAAAAAUGCCGUGCUUGGCUUGAAAAACAUCUACCAAGCGAAUUUGAACAAAUGAAAAUUAAAGAUGAAGCGUCCGGUGCUGAUGGUACAGAUGAUGACAAGAAACGACAAAAACGCGGAGGUAAGGGUAUGAUGAAGAUUAAAAAAAAGGAGGAGGUACCCAAGAAGAUUACAGUUUCGAGAGCUCCGCGUGGCAAGAAGAAGUCAGUAACUGUCGUGACCGGUUUAAAUACUUUCGACAUUGACCUAAAAGUUGCUGCAAAGUUUUUUGGCACAAAAUUCGCAUGCGGCUCAUCUGUUACUGGUGAGGAUGAAAUUGUUAUUCAAGGAGAUGUAAAGGACGAUCUCUUCGAUGUAAUACCUGAGAAGUGGCCCGAGAUUGAUGAAGAUUAUAUUGAUGACUUAGGCGACCAAAAACGAUAAGUUAUAAUGUUUUGGCUGCGUUUUUUUGCAUUUCUAGUAACAAAUAAUACUUAUGUCAUCUUUGUAUAAAACAA